AUGUCGAAAAUAACGGAAACUGAUAGUUCAGAUGAUGAUAUACUUUAUUCAAUCAAAUCAGAUAUAAGUGAUAUUGAUAGUAAUGAUGUCGAAAAAGAUAAUGUAAGUUGUGAUUCAGAUGUAUCCUGUGAAUCAGCUGAUAACGAAGGUGUUACAACAAAUACGAGACAAUAUGAAUCAUGGUCAGAAAAAAAGUUAAAAUCUAAUUUACCAUAUUAUGAUGAUAAAUUAAAAUUAUCAAAUGAUUUUAAGUCGAAUAUAUCACUAAAUGCUACACCAAUAGACUUUUUUCAUUAA
Messenger RNA from Rotaria sp. Silwood2, 297 nucleotides. The record is from the annotation of a GenBank genome assembly. NCBI's taxonomy places the organism in Eukaryota, Metazoa, Rotifera, Eurotatoria, Philodinida, Philodinidae.